Molecule: messenger RNA, 1986 nt
Organism: Physella acuta
Lineage: Eukaryota; Metazoa; Mollusca; Gastropoda; Physidae
Product: beta,beta-carotene 15,15'-dioxygenase
Biological process (GO): carotene catabolic process; retinal metabolic process
Molecular function (GO): carotenoid dioxygenase activity; beta-carotene 15,15'-dioxygenase activity
Source: RefSeq, a predicted model, not a curated record
GGAAGGAUCACACAUUAAACGUUUGGGAUGUUAUUUUACAGAAUUUCUCACUUGGUGAAACAGGUUCUCUUCAGUUUUGUUUGAUUCUUGCAUAGUAUAUUCGUUUGUGGCCCGUUUUUAAAGUAAACUUGUUGGGAGUCCAGUUGUGAAAACACAGUAAAAGACAAGCUUUUGUGAAAGUAAAAGAAUUGAAGGGAAGAAAAAAAAAUUAUGAAUUCUGCCGCGGAAAUUAAGGAUCUGCCUCAGUAUUUUGAUUUUGAUGUCACCGCGAAUCUAGACAAGCCGAUAGAUCUACCUGUUACAGGCAGCUUGCCGGCGUGGGUUACGGGAUCUUUGUACCGAGUGGGCAACGGUGUGUACAAACUGGGCGACAGGGCGUGGUGCCACGUCUUUGAUGGGCUGGCGUUACUGCAUCGCUGGACCAUCCACGAGGGCAAGGUGACCUACCUGUCGACCAUUUUGGACUCCAACAACUACAAGAAGUGUGUCAAGUACCACAGGCUAGUCGGCGUCAACUUUGGAGCCAGUUUUCCCGAUCCUUGUCGGACUAUUUUUAACAGCCUGUUCAGCCACUUCCUGCCCCGUGCUAAGAGCGACAACACGGCCGUCCACUUUGUAGAGGGCGCGGACAAGCUUUUCGCCCUGACGGAGACAACUGUCAUCAAUGAAGUCAACCCUGCCACGCUGAAAAAAGUGGCCGAGGUGGAUAUGAAGGACUACUUGGCAGUACAUAUGGGAACUGCGCAUGCGCAUAUCGACACCGACGGAUCCUUGUAUUACUACGCCACCCAUUUUGGGUUAAGCAGUGGUUACGAUUUUGUUCGCAUCCCAAAAUCUGUCAGCGGGGAAGUUCAGUUCAAUAAGGCCGAAAUUCUCGGGCGGGUCAACAGCAGAUGGAGGAUGCACCUGAGCUACACGCACUCGUUCGGGAUGUCCGAGAACUACCUGGUGCACUUUGAGCAGCCACUGACCUAUAACCUGGCCAAGCUGACGAGCCUCGAGUUGAGGGGUAUCAGUGUCAUUGACGCUAUGGUGGAGUUCAAGGACGAGCCGAUCAACAUCAUAGUCGUCAGUAAAACUACGGGUCAGAAGGUACCCAUUACCUACAGGGCACCCCACGGGUUCGUCUUCCAUUUCAUCAACUGUUACGAAGAUGGCGGGUUUAUCGUGUGUGACGUCUGCCUGUACAAGAACGCCAGCGUCAUUAAGGAGCUGUACCUGGAGGCCUUGAGCGCCCAGCCCCACAACACCGUGUCGCUGCCUCACUUCGCGCGCUUUGUCUUACCUGUUGAUGUCGAAAAGGCCGCUUUGAACACGAACCUGGUGACCUUGACCUACACAACGGCCACGGCCAUAGUGAUGAAACACUCAAAGAACUCUGCACUUGUUGACCUCACCAGUGACCCUGUAUUUGAAGAGUCAUGCCUGAUUGAGCUGCCACGCAUGAACUACAGCUGGAAUGCCAGACGUUACAGGUAUUUUUAUGCCAGCACCGCCUUGGCCACACACACCAGGAAGAUCUAUAAAUGUGAUGUCCAAGAGAAGACAACUCGUGAGUACAUCUGUGACGAGCAUCACAUCCCUGGCGAGCCGGUAUUCGUGUCACGGCCAGAUGCUACUGAUGAGGACGACGGUGUGGUGUUGUGCCCUAUCCUGGCAGGAACAACUGACCACUCCUCUUAUCUGCUAGUGCUAGACGCCCAAUCAUUCGAGGAGCUAGCCCGGGCUACGGUGCCCCCACAGCUAAAGAUGAACUUUAGCUUCCAUGGACGUUUUGUCAACAAGGUCUUUUAAACAGCGUAGUUACACCUACACAGAUAAUUGACCAAUCAGAAUGUUUGAACUGACCACGUGUUCGGAUUUAUGGAAAAAGUGUACGACUGCUUUCAUGUCACGUGCACUUACUAUCUGACAAUUUGAAUGUAUCACUUUAGGAGUCAUCCUUAGACGCCAAACACUUUUAAGGCAAUUUUUAUCUCUAAAUUG